AUGCAUGGUAGAAGAUCCUUGCAUCCAAGGCUAGAAAAUCCUUUCAUUAUUUCAUUCAAAACUAAAAAUCCGAAAGAAAAAUUAAUUUUGAUAGAUCUUGAAGAAAGUACAAGUCAAACUGAGAAAAAUCUUAUGGCCAUGAAAAAUUAUUAUAUCCCUGAUUCAUUUCAAAGAGCAUCCAAUAUUAGAGUCCCAUUAGCACCCAAUGUUAAAUUCGAAAUAAAUCCAGGAAUUUUUCAAAUGCUCCCUAAUUUUCAUGGAUUGCCUUUAGAAGAACCUCAUCAGCACUUAGAAAAAUUUCAUAUAGUCUGUGAUUUAGUUAAUCUCCCUCAAGUUACACCGGAAAUUAUUAAGAUGAAAUUGUUCCCUCAUACACUUAGGGACAAAGCUAGCCAUUGGCUAUCCACAUUAGAUAGAGAAUUAACUAGCUGGAAAGACAUAGAAUAG
Molecule: messenger RNA, 447 nt
Organism: Spirodela intermedia
Lineage: Eukaryota; Viridiplantae; Streptophyta; Magnoliopsida; Alismatales; Araceae
Source: the annotation of a GenBank genome assembly